CCCGCGCCGCCCGCAGCCCCGCGCCCCUGCGCCGUCGGAGCCGGCGUGGCGACAGGAUGAUCGCCGCCUCCGCGGCCGGGAAGGGGCCGGAGGGCAGGUACCCGCUGCACCGCCUGGUCUGGCACAACCGCGCCCGCGAGCUGGACCGGGAGCUCAGCACCCAGCAGGUGGACAUUGAGCAGCUAGACCCGCGGGGCCGCACACCUCUGCACCUCGCCACCACGCUGGGCCACCUGGACUGCGCCAGGGUCCUGCUCCAGCACGGAGCCGACGUGGGCAAAGAGAACCGCAGCGGAUGGACAGUGCUCCAAGAGGCGGUGAGCACCCGCGACCUGGAGCUGGUGCAGCUGGUCCUGCGGUACCGCGACUAUCAGCGAGCCAUCAAGCGCCUGGCUGGGAUCCCCGUCCUGCUGGAGAAGCUGCGCAAGGCCCAGGAUUUCUACGUGGAGAUGAAAUGGGAAUUCACCAGCUGGGUGCCCUUGGUCUCCAAGAUCUGCCCCAGUGACACCUACAAGGUGUGGAAGAGCGGCCAGAACCUGCGUGUGGACACGACGCUGCUCGGCUUCGACCACAUGACCUGGCAGCGGGGAAACCGCAGCUUCGUCUUCCGGGGACAAGACACCAGCGCUGUGGUGCUGGAGAUCGACCACGACCGGCAGGUGGUGUACUCCGAGACGCUGGCACUGGCCAGCCACGACCGCGAGGGCCUGCUGGCUGCUGUGCAGCCCACCGAGGAGCAGGUGAUGGGCCGGCUCACCGCACCCGUCGUCACCACGCAGCUGGACACCAAGAACAUCGCCUUCGAGAGGAACAAGACGGGGCUCCUGGGCUGGCGGAGCGAGAAGACGGAGGUGGUGAACGGGUAUGAGGCCAAGGUUUAUGGCGCGUUCAACGUGGAACUGAUCACGCGGACGCGGACGGAGCACCUUUCCGACCAGCACAAGGGCAAGAGCAAAGCAGGCAGCAAGACCCCACUGCAGUCCUUCCUGGGGAUCGCCGAGCAGCACGUGGGGCCCAGCAAUGGGACGCUGAUCACGCAGACCCGGAGCCAUACCAACCCCACGGCCAUCACCCCCGAGGAGUACUUCAACCCCGGCUUCGAGCUGGGCAGCAGAGACAUGGGGCGCCCCAUGGAGCUCACCACCAAGACGCAGAAGUUCAAGGCCAAGCUGUGGCUGUGUGAGGAUCACCCACUGUCCCUGUGCGAGCAGGUGGCGCCGAUCAUCGACCUCAUGGCCAUAAGCAACGCGCUCUUCGCCAAGCUCCGGGAUUUCAUCACGCUCCGCCUGCCGCCCGGCUUCCCCGUCAAGAUAGAAAUUCCCAUCUUCCACAUCCUCAACGCCCGCAUCACCUUCGGGAACCUCAAUGGCUGCGACGAGCCCGUCAGCUCCGUGCGCCGCAGCUCUGGCAGCGAGGCACCUUCGCCCAGCAGCGACUCCUCCAGCGUCAGCAGCUCCAGCUCCCUGGCCUCCUGCCGGGCUUGUGAGAUGGACCCGUCCCUGUUCGAGGCCCCGCCUGGGUACAGCGUGCUGGGCAGCCAGCGGGACGCCAUGCGCGAGGAGGACGAUGACUUGCUGCAGUUCGCCAUCCAACAGAGCCUGCUGGAGGCUGGCACGGAGUACGACCAGGUGACCAUCUGGGAAGCUUUGACCAACAGCAAGCCGGGCACACACCCCUUGUCCCAGGAGGGCCGGCGAGGCGACAGGACACCCCAGCGCACACCUCCCCCUGGGCAGGCCAGCCCCCAGCAGCAGGGCGGGGGCAGCGGCGGACCCAGCCCCCUGUUCCACAGCUACGACGAGCAGCUGCGCCUGGCCAUGGAGCUGUCGGCGCGGGAGCAGGCGGAGGCGGAACGGCGCACGCGGCAGGAGGAGGAGGAGCUGCGGCGCAUCCUGCAGCUCUCGCUGACCGAGCAGUAGCCCAGCACCUGCAAAGGGCCCUGCAGCUGCUGCCCAGUUCGCGCUGAGCCGGGGCCCUGCACAUGGCCGGGGUGGGUGCGGCCGCCGCUGGGCAGUGGCGUUCCCUGAGCCAGCAAUGCCCCCGUGAGCAGAGAGGUGCCAGCGCUGGCCCACCGCAGAUGCCAUUGCACUGAGCCAUUUAGAGACCAUGCUAAGAACACUGCCGGGGACGCAGGGGCUGUCCCGCCAUGAGGAGACUGCUGCAUCAGAGGGAGUGGGGCAGGGCUUGGAGAAUGGGGAGAGGGCACCACGCCCAGAACCCUGUGGGGGAGGACUGGCGGGGCUGCGAGGCAGGGGGCACCUCCAGACCCAUUACUCAUGCCCAGUCCCAGUGGGCGGGAACUCACCAGCUACAGCCAGCUGCAAAAGCUGGAAACGCAGGGAGGGGGUGGAGAGCCCGAGGCGGCGGGGGGGGGGCACCAGCAGAACUGGGGGGGCAGAGGGGCAGGAAGGGAGGGUGCUAGUUAAGUGGUGCGGGGCCCAGAGGCAGGGCUGGAUGGGGUGAGCUGCACAGGGCAGCAGGAAUGCUGCUGUGUGGUGAUACCAGGAUCUGCUUCCCCCCCACUUCACGGUGCCUGGACUGGGCCCCUUACCCUGCCCCUCCCCUCCCCCGGCAGCUGAGCCUCCUGCCCCGUGACCCACAGCAAGGGCAGGGCCCAGCUGCACACCCCCUGCACCCCACUAUGGGCUCACAGAUGCCCCCAAGUCUUCAACCCAGGGACACUGCCCAGCUCCCUGGGGCUCUGGCACUGCCAGUGACACAUUCACUUCCAUGGGGAGGGAGCGGGGGGGGGUUGCCGUGAGGCUGCGUGUGCCAGGCCCUGCCUUCCUGCCUCGCCCCAGGGCUGCCCCCAGGAGCUGGGCUGGGGAACCAGCAGCGCCAGCCCUGCCUGCUGGGCUCUGGCAGUGCCAGAGCUGGGGAUGGGGGCUGGAAGGACUGGUGAGACUAGCACCCAGGGAGCCCAUAGGGAGGUGGGCACAGGGCAGGUAACUGCUACCUUCCCUGCUGAGCCCCCUCCAGCUGUAGGCACCAGCCCCUUCUGCUGCCGUCUCAGCAUGCGCCAGUCCCGGGCACCGUGGCACCGAUACAGCAUCAAGUGCACUUAGCCAGGAGCCAGGCCAGGCCGGCAGGGUGCCGGCCGCUUUGCCACUAACCAGAGCCCCACCAGCCCGGCCCUGCCAGGGAGCAGCCCACACCAGGACUGUGCCGAGCUCGCGCCCUCCCCAGCCCCAUGGGGGUGCUGCGCAGGCAGCCCCUUGCCAGCACACUUAGGGUGGGCAUGAACCAAAGCCGGCUAGUGGGGGGAGGGAGCAGCUCCCACCCCCUGCCCAGGAGCCAUGCCCCAGAGGAAGCACUGACAGCCCAGCACUGCUACCCCCCCAGCCCCAGGGCACCCCACGCACCAGGAUCCAGCCAACUCCUGAACUAUGGGGAGUGGGGGCAGGUAUCUCUGCCUGGGCAGCACUGCACCCCAGGCCGGGGGGUGUCUGCCAACACCAUCAUUAGGACAGGGAGCCCCACUGCCCCCUGCCGGCCCUCCAGCUCUCAAGUGAGCCCUGGGCGAGGAGUGGGGGGCUGAGCCGGGAGCACCCCGAGCUCUCAAGUGAGCCCCGGGCGAGGAGUGGGGGCUGAGCCGGGAGCACCCCCUGAGCCCAGCCGCAGGUUUCUGCUGCCAGGCCCAGGCCCCAUGCUGCGGUCCCUCCCAGCCCGCCCGCUGCAGCCCCAUGGCCUGGGCUGAGGGGUCCCCUCGUGCCCCCUGCAGCUCCCCACAGUGCACACGCCUCACACAGGGCCCUAACCCCCAGAGGAACCUUACGUCAAAUGGUGCUAACCCCCCGUGUCCCCCCGCCCCCGAGAACACAGCAGCCCUGUGCUGAGACAGGGCCCAGGCCCUCCCUGUGCCAGGCUGGGGGCACUGGGCUUCGCUCGGUCUGCGCAGAGGACAGACUUCCAGGCAUGCCAGCGCAGGGGGGGCGGCCUGGUGAACACAGCUGGCAGGCCAUCCCCCACCUGAGGGGACGUGCCGCCUGGCGAGCAGCCAUCACACACAACCCAGGGCAGCAGCGGGCACUUGGCUCGCUCCCAAAGCUGACGGGGCAGGGACCUUAAUUGCCCACAACACCCCCUGACACACAAACCAACUAUACAGCAGGGGCUGGGGCGUGUGGGCACAGCUGGGGGGGGGGCCAGGCCCACGGGCUGUGAUCACGGUGGACACCAAUAAAAGUCUUUACAUUUGUCUCUUA
This is a messenger RNA of Gopherus evgoodei (Goodes thornscrub tortoise), 4205 nucleotides long. RefSeq names its product ankyrin repeat domain 13B (gene ANKRD13B). The coding region runs from base 57 to 1919 and encodes 620 amino acids. The record is from RefSeq and is a predicted model, not a curated record. Gene Ontology annotation, molecular function: protein binding. Gene Ontology annotation, cellular component: cytoplasm. NCBI's taxonomy places the organism in Eukaryota, Metazoa, Chordata, Testudines, Testudinidae. The transcript has 15 exons.